UUUAUAUUGUUUACAAUUUCUACAUAUCUAUAUCUGCAUCCAUCUGACAACACUGUCUGUCAAGAAGAAGAAGAAACUUAACUUGCCCAAGUCCGCAUUUUCUUUGAAGGACAGUAAUAAUCUGUGUGUGAGUGACUUGUUAAGCAAAGAAACACAGUCGUGAUUGAAUUUACUUUUUAAAAUAUUAGUUUAAAUUAUUCAUAAGUUUAUUACAAUUGGUUGCGGGAUAUUAAACAAAAUGACCAGGACCAGCAUAGAACUAGGAGAUGUUACACCUCACAAUAUUAAGCAAUUAAGAAAAUUAAAUACUGUCGUAUUCCCCGUCUCCUAUAACGAUAAAUUUUACGUUGAUGUUUUGGAUGCUGGAGAAUUGGCAAAGUUAGCCUAUUAUAAUGAUAUUGUGGUAGGCGCUGUUUGCUGUCGCAUUGAUACAUCCGACAACCAAAGACGUUUAUACAUUAUGACGCUGGGAUGUUUAUCGCCCUAUCGGCGCUUAGGCAUAGGAACUGUCAUGUUUCAGCAUAUCCUCAACUAUGUAGAAAAUGACGGAAAUUUUGAUAGCAUUUUUUUACAUGUUCAAGUUAACAAUGAUGGUGCUAUUGAGUUUUAUAAGAAAUUUGGUUUUGAAAUUGUUGAAACUAAAAAACAUUACUAUAAACGCAUUGAACCCGCGGAUGCACAUGUUCUACAAAAAACUUUACGCAAAACAUCACUAAACUCGUCGAAUCAUGUUCAUAGUAAUGGCCAUUUAGAAAAGAAAGAUAAAAAAGCUUAAUCUGUGCUCACUUUAGAAAAUUUAAGAACAAACAUGCUUGCUUGUGGAUUCUGUUGUCAUUGGAGAUUUUAUAUAUUAUGAAAAAUAAAACGUCCUUACACGGACUAAAACGUUAGGACUAUAAUUGUAAAGAAAACAUAAACAAUGAACUAUAAUUUUUUAAUUUACUUUAUAUCGAUGGCAGAUGAGAGGUAUAUUAAUUUUGUUAAAACGUUUGUAUCGUCCAGAAAGAAGCAUUAGAGACCCAACAAAGUAUAUAUAUUUUUCAUCGGCGUCAAGUUUUAAACCAAUUUAAGUAUGUCCGUCUUUGUAAUUUUUGUU
Messenger RNA from Glossina fuscipes, 1096 nucleotides. It is a transcript of the gene san, whose product is annotated as probable N-acetyltransferase san. Gene Ontology annotation, cellular component: NatA complex. Gene Ontology annotation, biological process: mitotic sister chromatid cohesion. The record is from RefSeq and is a predicted model, not a curated record. Gene Ontology annotation, molecular function: acyltransferase activity, transferring groups other than amino-acyl groups. Bases 239 to 775 code for a protein of 178 amino acids. NCBI's taxonomy places the organism in Eukaryota, Metazoa, Arthropoda, Insecta, Diptera, Glossinidae. The transcript is spliced from 3 exons.